Aspergillus pseudonomiae is the source of this 727-nucleotide messenger RNA. RefSeq lists its product as uncharacterized. The record is from RefSeq and is a predicted model, not a curated record. Lineage: Eukaryota; Fungi; Ascomycota; Eurotiomycetes; Eurotiales; Aspergillaceae. The transcript has 2 exons. The coding region runs from base 78 to 617 and encodes 179 amino acids.
GUUCACCCUCAGAUCGUUGUCUAACUAUCUUCCUUCAAAUAAUUUCUCCCGAGUCACAAUUCUCCCAACUACCAAUAAUGUAUGAAUCCUACCGCCCACAUCCACUCCUGGCACAAGUUCCCCUGACCGUCUCUCCUUUCAUCAACCUCCCUUCCUCAGUCACCCUUCCUUACACCUACAAAUCACUUCCCUCCACACUUCCGGCAUCCGUAACAGUCGACCCUAGCAAUCCUGAGACUAAACCCCGCUAUGUCGUCUCCGCGAGCGGUGAGCACGCUGCAUCCCCCGAGGAAAUCCUAGCGUCGUGCAAGUCCCUUGAAGAACUUCUCAACAAGAACCGCACGGAUGCGGAGAAGGCCAUACAAAAUUGGGAGGAGUCCAUUGUGCAGCGCGACCUCGCGGAGAAGAGACGAGUUGCGCCCGGGUGGUUGGACCGGGAAGAGAAGCUUCUACAGCCGAGCAGAUCUAUGGCGAGCCCAAGACCCUCGGGACAACCAGAGCACAGCUUGCUGGACAGCUUAUCUACGGAUCCAGAUGCGUCGAAGUUGCCAUCGAUGAAGCCGCGCGACGAGGGUGAGGAGCUGGAUAGAGUGUUUGGUGGGCUGAACGUAAAAUGAGUGGUCUCGACCAAUUGAGCGUCAGGUACGAUCACCACCCUUGACGUGGCAGUGUCGUUUAGCUUCCUCUGCUGUGCUGUGCCCCAUCAGGGAAAGUCACCGAUUGGACC